Cydia amplana is the source of this 1452-nucleotide messenger RNA. RefSeq names its product basic proline-rich protein-like. The record is from RefSeq and is a predicted model, not a curated record. The transcript has 12 exons. NCBI's taxonomy places the organism in Eukaryota, Metazoa, Arthropoda, Insecta, Lepidoptera, Tortricidae. The coding region runs from base 1 to 1452 and encodes 483 amino acids.
AUGAUCACACACAAGACCCUCGCCAGCAUGAAGGAUGUACCCGGCGGCGAGCAACUGCUGCCAGUGCACGACAUGCUCAAACACGACGCCAGCCGCCGCUCCGUCGGUACACUGAUCACACACAAGACCCUCGCCAGCAUGAAGGAUGUACCCGGCGGCGAGCAACUGCUGCCAGUGCACGACAUGCUCAAACACGACGCCAGCCGCCGCUCUGUCGGUACACUGAUCACACACAAGACCCUCGCCAGCAUGAAGGAUGUACCCGGCGGCGAGCAACUGCUGCCAGUGCACGACAUGCUCAAACACGACGCCAGAUACUCGGCCCUGGAUCACGUGCCGGAGGAGCGGGCGACGCUGGUGGCCGGGUACGUGGCCGAGCUGGCGCAGCGCGGCCCGCCGCCGCCGCCCACCGCCACCGAGCCGCAGCGGCGCGCCAAGCAAUACUCGGCGCUGGAGCACGUGCCGGAGGAGCGGGCGACGCUGGUGGCCGGGUACGUGGCCGAGCUGGCGCAGCGCGGCCCGCCGCCGCCGCCCACCGCCACCGAGCCGCAGCGGCGCGCCAAGCAAUACUCGGCGCUGGAGCACGUGCCGGAGGAGCGGGCGACGCUGGUGGCCGGGUACGUGGCCGAGCUGGCGCAGCGCGGCCCGCCGCCGCCGCCCACCGCCACCGAGCCGCAGCGGCGCGCCAAGCAAUACUCGGCGCUGGAGCACGUGCCGGAGGAGCGGGCGACGCUGGUGGCCGGGUACGUGGCCGAGCUGGCGCAGCGCGGCCCGCCGCCGCCGCCCACCGCCACCGAGCCGCAGCGGCGCGCCAAGCAAUACUCGGCGCUGGAGCACGUGCCGGAGGAGCGGGCGACGCUGGUGGCCGGGUACGUGGCCGAGCUGGCGCAGCGCGGCCCGCCGCCGCCGCCCACCGCCACCGAGCCGCAGCGGCGCGCCAAGCAAUACUCGGCGCUGGAGCACGUGCCGGAGGAGCGGGCGACGCUGGUGGCCGGGUACGUGGCCGAGCUGGCGCAGCGCGGCCCGCCGCCGCCGCCCACCGCCACCGAGCCGCAGCGGCGCGCCAAGCAAUACUCGGCCCUGGAUCACGUGCCGGAGGAGCGGGCGACGCUGGUGGCCGGGUACGUGGCCGAGCUGGCGCAGCGCGGCCCGCCGCCGCCGCCCACCGCCACCGAGCCGCAGCGGCGCGCCAAGCAAUACUCGGCGCUGGAGCACGUGCCGGAGGAGCGGGCGACGCUGGUGGCCGGGUACGUGGCCGAGCUGGCGCAGCGCGGCCCGCCGCCGCCGCCCACCGCCACCGAGCCGCAGCGGCGCGCCAAGCAAUACUCGGCGCUGGAGCACGUGCCGGAGGAGCGGGCGACGCUGGUGGCCGGGUACGUGGCCGAGCUGGCGCAGCGCGGCCCGCCGCCGCCGCCCACCGCCACCGAGCCGCAGCGGCGCGCCAAGCAGUGA